Penicillium cataractarum is the source of this 849-nucleotide messenger RNA. RefSeq lists its product as uncharacterized. Gene Ontology annotation, biological process: mitochondrial citrate transmembrane transport. The coding region runs from base 1 to 849 and encodes 282 amino acids. The transcript is spliced from 2 exons. Lineage: Eukaryota; Fungi; Ascomycota; Eurotiomycetes; Eurotiales; Aspergillaceae. The record is from RefSeq and is a predicted model, not a curated record.
AUGUCUACCCAAAAACAAAUAUCACCAUGGCAAUCCAUAUUGGCCGGAGGUGUUGCUGGCGGCUUUGAGAGUUUGAUCACUUAUCCAACCGAAUACUUGAAGACUCGCCAGCAACUUUACAAGUCUGGUGGCGCGACGAGACAAUCACUCCCACAAAUCCUGUCCUCAAUCAUUCGACAUCAUGGCAUCCGGACUCUAUACACCGGCGCGGGUAUCUUCUGCGCCUCCAAUGCCUCAAAGUCCGGAAUUCGGUUCUUCACAUUUGAUAUGGUCCGACAACUUAUGCCGACUGAUACAAAGGGGAAGGUUACCCCGCUAGGCAACAUGUGCGCAGCCUUAAUGGCGGGAGUGGCAGAGGCAGUUGUCGUAGUCACUCCUGGAGAAACCAUUAAGACGAAGAUGAUUGACGACCGAGCUGGGCCGAAGCUAUAUAGAUCGACUGGACAUGCCAUCGUCUCUAUUUUCAACAAGGAAGGCCUGAGUGGGCUAUACCGUGGCGUGAUUCCAGUGACACUGAAGCAAUCUGCAAAUGCCAUGGUGCGCUUUACAAGCUACAAUAUCUUUCUAGGAAAGAUGGAGGCGACAUCCAUGCCAAAAUCCGUCAGCACUGUAGUGGCGGGUGCUAUGGCGGGUAUUGUCACGGUAUAUGCGACGAUGCCGUUCGAUUCGGUCAAGACUCGACUGCAGGCUAUCGAUGCAAAUCAGCUCUAUCGCGGCUCGCUGGAUUGCUUUCGCUCGGUGAUCACACAGGAGGGCGUUUGUGCGUUAUGGCGAGGAACUACGCCGCGAUUGGUGCGGUUGAGUGUUCGUGAUUCAUCACCUUCUUCUAUUGUUCAGUGGCAAGACUAA